Athalia rosae (coleseed sawfly) is the source of this 3426-nucleotide messenger RNA. RefSeq lists its product as uncharacterized. The record is from RefSeq and is a predicted model, not a curated record. Gene Ontology annotation, biological process: sensory perception of smell; detection of chemical stimulus involved in sensory perception of smell. Lineage: Eukaryota; Metazoa; Arthropoda; Insecta; Hymenoptera; Athaliidae. Gene Ontology annotation, cellular component: plasma membrane. Gene Ontology annotation, molecular function: olfactory receptor activity; odorant binding. The transcript is spliced from 15 exons. The coding region runs from base 187 to 3351 and encodes 1054 amino acids.
UAGUGCAUAUCGACUGCACCUGAUACCAGAACUCUCACAGUCACUCACGAUCCGAACUCGGAAGGGCCAGUAGAAUCGGUCCCGCUCCGAGUCCUGCAGUUUCUGUCGAGAGCUUAGAGCAGAACAGCGUCAGACUUAUCGCGAAAGCACCUUUCGGUUGUUUCGCAGUCGUGUGAUCAUUCAAUUAUGGGUAGUGCUGAGAAAAUGCGGACGAAACGACGGUUCACCUUCGAGCAAUCUAUGCUUAUACUCAAAUAUUCGGUGGCUCCAAUAGCAUGUUGGCCACUGCCAGCGGAAGCUAGUGCUUCGGAAGUUCGAUUGCGCAAUAUCUGGUGGUGGUUCGCAUUUGUUCAUACUGCUUUGUCUAGCUUCGGUUGGAUCUGGAAUAUUUAUCUGAACACGGACAACUUCGAGAUCGCAAUGAAAUCUGUUUCGGAAUUGUUCCCUUUGCUCGCUAUUUGCUUGAAAAUGGUUAUCUGCAGAAUAGAGGCAUCCCGAUUGCAGGAAUUGCUGGCCGAAAUGAACUGGUUUCUGAAAAACGCUACGACAGAAGAAUGGGAACUGCUUAUGCGAUACUACGACAAACACUUCGCUUCGCAUUCAACUUUUUUCGUCGUAACGUGUGUGACAAUAUUGUACUACAUAUUUGAACCCGCGGUGAUAUCAGACCAGAUCUUUCCAGCAACAGUUUCAUAUCCGUUUUCCGUUGAACCCUUUUGGAUUUGGGCAACUAUAUAUGCUUCGCUCAUCGUUCUUGCAGUGCAAAUUGGAAGUAUGUUAUUGAUAGACUUGAUGUAUGCCACUUUACUUUGGUACGCUAGUGCCAAAUUCGAAUUUUUGGCAAUCGAAUUUUCAAACGCAACCAACGAGGAUGAAUUCGGACGCUGCGUUAGAAAACAUCAAGAACUGAUGGAGUACUUCGUAAAAUUUCGGAUCAGCAUUGGCAGAAUGGCUGUGGUAAUGAUCGCCGUAGCCAUGUCUGCCGUUUCCACUGGAGGUUUUAUGCUGAUUCGCGAUAUACCGUUGAUUGAUUUCGUGAAGUAUGUUAUCUUCGAAUUUGUCGCCGGGAUUCAGGUGUUGCUGUUCGCCUGGCCAUCGGAUCGUAUAUUAGAAAUGGGUGAAAGAAUGCGUCAUUCGGUCUACAACUGCGCAUGGAUAGGCAAAUCACCGCGUAUGCUGAAAGACAUGAUUAUCGUUUUGCAACAAGCGAAGAAUCCACCGAUCAUCACCAUUGAAGGAUUUCUACCCAUCUUGUCACUUGAGUUCUUCGGAAAUAGCGUGAAACUGAGAAAUUCAGCCUACGGAUGCGCCUGGAUUGGCAAUUCUCGAAAAAUGGUCAGAGAUCUGAUCAUUGUUUUGCAGAGAUCGCAACGUCCAUUGAUAAUCACCAUGGCCCAUUACGCACUUUGUUCGCAGGCGAAUUUGACGAAUCGAAUUUCGUAUGGCCCCAAUCAAGAUUUAGGUACUACCAUAGUGAUAGUCAACGUAACGGCUGUCAACAAAGUUGUCCUAAUCAAUGGAAUUGACCUUCACUACCACCAAGUUAUGCUUUCGUUGCCGUUACGCGCUCUAAUUCCAUGCAUAUCGACUGCACUUGAUACCAGAACUAUCACAGUCACUCCCGAUCUGAGCUCGGAAGGGCCAGUAGAAUCGGUCCCGCUCCGAGUCCUGGAGUUUCUGUCGAGAGCUCAGAGUAGCACAGCGUCAGACUCAUCGCGAAAACACCUUUUGGUUGUUUCGGGUUCGUGUAACUAUUCAACCAUGGAUAGUGCUGAGAGAUUGACGACGAAACGUCGAACCACCUUCGAGCGAUCUAUGCUUAUACUCGAAUAUUCAACUUGGCCAACGGGAUGUUGGCCAUUGCCUGCGGAUGCUAGUGCGUCCGACAUUCGGGGUCGCAAUAUCUGGUGGUGGUUUUCAUUGUUUCAUUCAACUAUUUCUACCGGUGGUUGGUUCUGGAAUAUCUAUCUGAACACGAACAACUUUGAUGUUGCAAUGAAAUCUAUUUCGGAACUGUGCCCUCUGACCGCUGUGUUCCUGAAACUGGUCACCCUCAGAUUAGACGCAACCCGAUUGCAGGUUUUGCUGGCCGAAAUGGACCUGUUUCUGAAAAAUGCCACAGCAGAAGAAUGGGAACUGGUGAUGCGAUACUACGACAAAUACUUCGCACCGCAUUUCGUCAUCUUCGUUAUAACGGUUUGCACACCAUUGUGCUACGUAUUCGAACCCGCGGUGAAUUCAAAACAACUAUUUCCAGGAACAGUUGCAUAUCCGUUUUCCGUUGAACCCUUUUGGAUUUGGGCAACUUUAUAUACAUCGCAUAUCGUUCUUUCAGCGCAAAUUGGAAGUAUGUUAUUGAUAGACCUUAUGUAUUCCGUUUUACUCUGGUUUACUGGUGCCAGAUUUGAAUUGUUAGCAAUCGAAUUCUCGAACGCCAACAACGAGAAUGAAUUCAGACGCUGCGUUAAAAAACAUCAAGAUCUGAUGGAGUCCUUCGUGAAAUUGAGGAUCACCACGGGCAGAAUGGCCGUGGUAGUGGUUUCCCUGGCCGUUUUUGCCGUUUCGACCGGAGGCUACAUACUGAUUCGCAAACCACCAGUGUUCGAGUUUGGAAAGUAUGUUUUCUUCGAGUUCCUCGGUUUGAUUCAGGUGUUUCUAUUCGCCUGGCCGUCGGACCAUAUAUUGGAAAUGGGUGAAAGAAUGCGUCAUUCGGUCUACAAUUGCGCGUGGGUAGGCAAACCACCGCGUAUGCUCAAAGACAUGAUUAUCGUUUUGCAACGAGCGAAGAAUCCACCGAUCAUCUUCAUUGAAGGAUUUCUACCCAUCUUGUCUCUUGAGUUCUUCGGAAAUAAUCGCUUCCGAUCCGAUGUAGUAUUCCAAAUGGCACUCAUGGUUUGCCGAAAAUUUCUCCCGGAACUGCAUAUUGCAGACAUCGAAACUGAUUUCAGAUAUUCAAUACUUGUAUUUACGCUAAAUCCUCCAAAGUUAUUACUUUUCGCGUUAAUCGGAAGGUACUCAAUUCCUACUAUGAUAUGGAAUAAUCAGGAUUCAACAGAUACGCAUUUUUCAUUACCUAUUAUGAUCUUGCAACUUUUCGUGUUUGCCUGGCCGGCGGACAACCUGAUCGAUUUGAGCGUGAAACUGAGAAAUUCAGCCUACAGAUGCGCCUGGAUUGGCGAUUCUCGAAAAAUGGUCAGAGAUCUGAUCAUUGUUUUGCAGAGAUCGCAACGUCCAUUGAUAAUCACCAUGGGGGGUAUAGUUCCCAUAUUGUCGCUUGAAUUUUUCGGAGGCACUAUCGCAGCUAGUUUCUCCUACCUGACGACAUUGCGUGCCAAGGCCGUUAAAUUGUGAGGAGGAUCGGAAACAUGAUGAGCCAAUUCCCAGCGGCAUGUUCGACUUCAACUACUUCCACUCUUCGGCCAUAUC